GUAAAAAAAAAAAAUAAAAUGAAAAAAAAAAAAAAAUAAAGGGUAGUUUUUGGAGGGUAGUUGGGGGUGUAGAUAAGAUGUUGAGGAUUGAGGGAUGUGUGUGUAGUUGAGAUUGGGGGGAUGAGGGUUGAGAGUAUGGAGAUUAAAAAUGGGGGGACGGGAGUCGGGAGACGGGAGACGGGAGACGGGGACCGGAUGUCGUUGACUCAUGUAUGAUGAAAGAGAUUGUUUAUAUAAACGUUAUUAACGGUUUUCGUUCAUAUAAAUACAUAAAAAAUUUAUGGCUUUUUCUUAGAAAAAAAUAUAAAAUAAAAGCAUGCGUCAUUAACGAAAAAAUUCCGAUAUAAGUGGGGCAACAUAAUAAUAUCAAGUUUUACGUAUAUGUAAAUUAUUAUAUAUAUGUAUUUGUUUCUACAAAACGAUUUUUUUAAUUGAAAACCUAUCAGUGCAUUAAACGUGUUCGUGACGAAGAAGUUAAAAAAAAUAUGGAAUUGAUUGUAGAUAUACAAGGAUUUAAGCAACCUCACAACGCAUUUGUUUUAAAAGAGUUUGCUGCAAUUAAUGUUCAAAACAACGAAACACAUUGUUUUGUAUUUAAGCCACCAAAUACAUGGAAUCAUCUACCUGCAAAAUACAAGUCAAUUAAUCUGUGGUUGAUACGCAAUUGGCAUGGGUUAUCGUGGGAGUGUGGUGAUGUAUCUUAUAAUGACAUAAAACUGAUAAUUUCUAACGUUUUGGAAUCAGCUUGUUAUAUAUACGUCAAAGGUGACGAGAAAAAAAAGUGGUUGGAUGAAAUCACUGACAAUUCAAAAGUAAUAAUUGAUUUAUAUUCAAUGGAUUCUCCAGGGAUAAGAACAAUAAAAAAUCAAAUAACAAGUCAUCCAGGAAUUCAUUAUGCUAUACGUAAUUGUCAUUGUGCACUUGACAAUGUGCAACAAUUAAAACUAUGGUUUCAGAAUUAUUGGGGUGAGAAAUCAUCUCUUAAUAAAUCUAUACAGUUGUACUAUGCAUUAAAAAAUUUAUCGAAACUUAGAAAAGAAGAUAUAGAAAUUUUACCAGAAAAUUUUAUACUUUCAUACGCCUCGGAAUCAAUGGAUGAAAUUUGGGAUAAAUUGCCUGAAAAUCUGAAAAACAACCAUAAAUUCAUCGAAGAGCGUCGUUGUAAAGAACAUUUUAAUUUUUUGGGAUUAUAUACAGAUGCAUUUGAUGGACCAUUACCAAAAAAAAAAAAUUGUAUUCCAUGUCAAAAUAAUAAAAAAAAAAUAAUUUGAAAAAAAUAA
Messenger RNA from Aphidius gifuensis, 1280 nucleotides. RefSeq lists its product as uncharacterized. The record is from RefSeq and is a predicted model, not a curated record. The transcript has a single exon. NCBI's taxonomy places the organism in Eukaryota, Metazoa, Arthropoda, Insecta, Hymenoptera, Braconidae. Bases 486 to 1271 code for a protein of 261 amino acids.